Messenger RNA from Plasmodium vivax (malaria parasite P. vivax), 1689 nucleotides. RefSeq lists its product as hypothetical. Lineage: Eukaryota; Apicomplexa; Aconoidasida; Haemosporida; Plasmodiidae. The coding region runs from base 1 to 1689 and encodes 562 amino acids. The record is from RefSeq and is a predicted model, not a curated record. The transcript has 6 exons.
AUGAAGCAGCUCACACGGAGUCACACGAGCAGGAGCGUGAUGGAGGGAGAAACAAUGAAAAGGAUUUUUCGCCACGUCUUGACCUCCCCCAUCAGCUACAGAGUCUUAAAUUGUGUAUCCUACCUGAUUAGGCGUUACAAGGUGGAUCGAUCGAAGCUGUGCACCCUGCUGAACGAACUAAGCGACGAAGUGAAGGAAAUGAGGGACGCAGAAAACUUCCUGGCGCUGCACACUUUCUUCUUGGAGGACCAGAGCGUUGCGCUCUUCUCCUUGAUGCACGUAAUAGACUUUUUCAGGAGCAAGCGGAGGUUGAUGGAAGCCCAGGACAGCAUUCGGAAAAAGAUCUACGAGCAGUGUGUGAAUGACCUCAUCAGGAAAAAAGUCAUCAAGUAUAAGCUCUUUUGCGAAAGGAGGGGAAUUCCAUUCCUCUUGGGGGAUGCCUUGGAUAAGAUUCGCCUGAGUGAGAAGGAGGAAGACGUGUACUUCAGUUACGACCGCGAGGAGCUGUCAAGGGUUUUUAUUAAAAGGGUUUCCACCGAGAGGGGGAGGGGACUGGGUGGCGCAGAGUUGGGCGAGAGCUGGGGGGAGGGCGGCCCCGGCGGUCUCAGCGGCCAUCCCGCUGUUGAGCAGGUUGCUGAGCAGGCUGAUGAGCACGUUGCUGGUCGAACCGCUGACCACACUGCUGGCAGUACUGCUAACCACACCGCUGACGCCGCCUCUGACGCGGACGCGCAGGCGGAGGAAAACGAAAACCUGAUGGAGCUAAAAAAGACGUACCAAGAGAUGCAGUCCUUCAACGACUCCAUAGUGAAGUACAUCGAGUCGAACCAGCGGCUCUUCUACUUCGACGAAAACGAGCCCCAGGUUAGGAGGCGCGGAGGGGGGGAGGCAGAGCGGGAAACACCAUUGGAGGCAUCUACGGAGGCGUCUGCGGAGGAGGACAUGGAGGCCGUCCGGAAGAGGAUAGACAGCUACAUACACGAGCACACAAAGAGCAACAACAUGACGAUGGAGCAGUUCGCCAACGAGUUUGUGCAGCAGGCCGACCUGAACUUCAAGGCCUUCCUCAAGGGGCUGCGCCUGGGGGGGGCCGACGCGGGUGUGGCAGCAGGCGGGGUGAUGGAAAGCGGUGUAACUUCAGACGGCGUAACUUCAGACGGCGACGUUGCGAAUGGGGGAAAUGCCACCCCGGCGGGAGCGCCUCGCCAAAACCAACUUACCACAUUCAAACUGAAGAAGCUCAACGAAGGAGAUGCAGACGACUCGGGGUUCCAUCUGACGAACGAGAUCCUCUACGAACGGCUGAGGGUGAAGAUGCUGUAUUUCCUCCAAAAAAUGGAGCACCUAAAAUUUAAGUACCAACAUGAAAUUAUAAAUGAAAGGUACCCCGUGGAGAAAAAUGAAAAAACAGUUUUGGACGUCCUCAAGUUUGGCUAUAAGAUCGUUGUGUCCCCUGACGUGGACAAUUCCCUCUUUCAGCAGAACCGGCACGUGCACGGGGGUCCCUCCGCGAGUGGGUGUGCCGACGGGGUGGAGAGAGACCCCCACGAGGGGGAAGCGGCCCUCCGGAGGAGAAAGCAUAUUUACGACUUCAAGUGCCGCGAAUGCGACUACCACAUUUUCAGCACCGGCGAAAAUCAGCUUGCGGAGGAGGUAGCGGCGUGUCCGCAGUGCCACGCGCGGAGUUGA